Parascedosporium putredinis is the source of this 567-nucleotide messenger RNA. NCBI's taxonomy places the organism in Eukaryota, Fungi, Ascomycota, Sordariomycetes, Microascales, Microascaceae. The record is from the annotation of a GenBank genome assembly.
AUGGCGGCCUCGACGGUGACGACGGGCACGACGGUGUAUACGAGACGAAAGGCCCAUGUGCAUACGUACAAGUGGCCAUGGAUCCCGUUUAACAUCUGGAUGUUCGCGAUGCUGCUGAGCUCUUCAGCCAUUGUGGGCAUAUUUGCCAACUUUAUCAGCAUACAAGGCUAUCUCUUGUUAGGGAUACCAUGGUACUUUCCGUACUUUGUCACCGUUGGCUCCUUUGCCAUCCUCUACGUCUUCACCCUCGUCUACCUGCUAUCCCAACAUCGACUCUUACCCGCCAUCGUCAUGAUUGGCGCCUUUCUGGUCUUCAUCCUAUGGUUCGUCGGGCUUAUCGUCGUCUCUAUCGAGCUGUGGGGACCCAAAGGCUCGGUCAACGGCGUGUGCAACCUAAGGGUGUUUAACAGACAUCCCGUGGGCGAUAACACGGAGACGCUUGCGUGGCUGCAGGAGAGAAGCAUAUGCCAAGGGUGGCAUGCCGUAUUUGCUUUUGCUCUCGUAGGCCUGCUCUGCCUGAUAUGGAUCAUGGUGAUGGCUUAUGAAGUUUUCGUGGCCUCGUUAUAA